Messenger RNA from Gasterosteus aculeatus aculeatus (three-spined stickleback), 3693 nucleotides. It is a transcript of the gene nol6, whose product is annotated as nucleolar protein 6 (RNA-associated). Lineage: Eukaryota; Metazoa; Chordata; Actinopteri; Perciformes; Gasterosteidae. The record is from RefSeq and is a predicted model, not a curated record. Gene Ontology annotation, cellular component: small-subunit processome; UTP-C complex; CURI complex. Gene Ontology annotation, biological process: tRNA export from nucleus; rRNA processing.
AAGUAUUUGCUUUGGCAGCAUGUUUGACCGAUCCAUUGCACAUGUGUGAGCGCAAUGAAGGAAAAGCUGUGUUGAUCACAACUCAAACAUCGGCAUUAUCAUCAUAUUUAGAGCACAUUGGACAUGAAAAAGGAGUCGACCGUUGCUGAGAAACGGGCAGAGAUGGUUCCCUCAGAGAAUCAAGAGGAGGAAAGCCAGGUUUCCGUCAAUGGCAAAAGGAGCAAACCCGAGGAUGCCGGAGGGGAGGGUGAAUAUCACCCGGCGAAGUUGUCCCGGAGGGAUCUGUACAAACCUCCUACAGCAGAGGAGCUGAACCAGCUGAAAGAGGCCGAAAGCCUGUUCCACUGCAGCCUGCUCAAAAUGCAGAUGGAAGAGCUGCUGAAGGAGGUCGUCCUGAGUGAGCGUAGGAAACAGCAAAUCGACUCCUUCAUUCAGACAGUCACUGAGCUGCUGCGGACCGUACCAGAUUCCCCACAAGUUGAGUUAAGUGACCUGUCAUGGCUGUCAAGUGCAGUGAAGGUUCCUUUCCUCCUGGUGCCCAAAACGACCAAAGGCAAGUUCCACAUGGCGCCCCCUGCUUCUGUUGAUCUAAUCGGCAGCUACCCGCUGGGCACCUGCACCAAACCCCGCAUCACGGUGGACCUGGCUGUCACAAUCCCAGCUAAUGUCCUCCAACAAAAGGACGUUUUGAACCAGAGGUAUCCAAGGAAAAGGGCUCUGUACUUGGCCGGCCUGGCCCAGUAUCUCGCUUCCUCCUCUGACAUCGGAAGCAUGCGUUACUCCUGUCUGCAUGGCAAUCGACUGCGACCGGUUCUGCUCCUUACCCCUUCUGGUAAAGACUCUUCAAGCUUCACCUUGCGUGUUCAUGCCGGUCCGCCUCCUGGGUUCUUCAAGCCCAGCCGUUUCCACCCGCAGAGGAACAAUAUCCGGACAGAGUGGUACAGCGGUUUGCAGAUGUCCCAGGGGAGCAGCGAACCCCCCACCCCGCAUUACAAUAGCUCUGUUCUGGGGGAUUUACUGCCCAGGGCUCACCUCCAGUUUCUGUCUGCUGUCAGCUCCCAGUGCUCGGCUUUAGCUGAUGGAGUGGCUUUGCUCAAAGUCUGGCUUCGGCAAAGAGAACUUGACCAGGGCACCGGUUGUUUUAAUGGCUUCCUGGCGUCAAUGCUGUUGGCUUAUCUGCUGACCACUCACAGAAUCAGUAACUCUAUGACCGCCUAUCAGCUGCUUCGGAACAGCUUGAACUUCCUGGCCUCCACAGACCUGACCGUGAAUGGAAUUAGCCUGGCCAGAGAUCCUGACGCUACAGCUCCGUCUCUUGCGGAGUUCCACAACGCUUUCCAGGUUGUGUUUGUUGACCCGUCUGGACAUCUCAACAUGUGUGCUGACAUGACGGCUUCUACCUACAAACAGCUGCAGCACGAAGCGUCUGUAUCGAUGGAGUUCUGGGACAACCCUACGGUGGAUGGCUUCGACAGCCUGCUCAUGACGCCCAAACCCAUGAUAAGGACAAGCGACCACGUAUUCCAGUUAUGUGAGCUGGUGAAGCUUCAGUCUAGCUGUAAGAAAAUGGAUCUCCUCAGUGAACUGAUGGACCACAGUGGAAAUUAUGUCCAGACUGCGCUCCCUUUUAUUUUGACCCUACUUCAGCAGGGACUGGGCCAAAGGAUCCACCUCCUCACCCACUCCCUCUCGCCCGUUCCUGAGUGGCCGGUGGAGAGUGAAGCCCCAAAACACAAAGAUCAGCCUCCUCUGUCCUUUGGUUUGCUCUUGAAUCCGGAGCUAGCAGCCUCUGCUCUGGAAAGAGGCCCAGCUGCAGACAGCCCCACGGCGGCUGAGUUCCGUCAGCUGUGGGGUUCUCGCUCGGAGCUGCGGCGCUUUCAGGACGGCUCCAUCACCGAGGCUGUGGUGUGGGGCGGAGAGACCAUGUGCCAAAAGAGACUCGUCCCCAGACAGAUAAUUACACAUCUGUUACAGCUGCAUGCAGACAUCCCUGACUCCUGUAUUCGAUAUGUAGGGGCGAUGGUUGAUGACGUCAUCCAAACGGGAAGUGAGGUGCCCAGCACUGGAGAGGAGGAGAGUUUACUAGUGGUUCAGUCUUAUGAUGACCUGAGUAGGAAACUGUGGGGUCUGAAAGGUCUGCCUCUCUCCAUCACAGCAGUGCAAGGAGCCCACCCUGCACUAAGAUACACACAGGUCUUCCCCCCUGUGCCACUGAAGGUGGGCUAUUCCUUCUUUGAUAGAGAAAAGACUUCCAGAUCAUUGGUGCCAAAAGAAAGCAAACCUUGCCCAGCUUACAUCACCCCCAUCACAGUGAUUUGUCACAUGGAAGGAAGUGGAAAGUGGCCUCACGAUCGCCUUGCCAUCCGCCACAUCCGAACUGCCUUCCACAUCCGCCUGGGAGUGUUACUCGAGAAGCAGCACGGUUAUACAUGCAAACCCUGCCCAGCUCACCUGGAUGUCUGGAAGGAUGGCUUGCUGUUCCGCAUCCAGGUGGCUUACCACCGUGAGGCUCAGGUGCUGAGGGAGAGGAUGACUGACAAGGGGCUACUGGUUGUAAGGGACAACGAGGAGGCGCAGACCCUGGAGAUGGCCACCGUUCAUAAGCCUCUGCUUACCAGCACGUUGCAUGGGCUCCAGCAGCAGCACCAGAGUUUUGGGGGAUCGUGUCGCCUGGCCAAACGCUGGCUGGGGGCUCAACUCUUCAGCAAAGACAUCACAGAGGACACAGCAGACCUGCUGGUGGCAUCUCUUUUCCUGCAACCUGCACCCUUUACUCCCCCGGGUUCUCCUCAGGUCGGAUUGCUUCGUUUCCUUUGCCUGCUGUCUUCCUUUGACUGGAGGAACAAUCCGCUCAUAGUCAACCUCAACAACCAGCUUACAGCCCCCGACUACACAGAGAUCAGGAAUGACUUCAUGGCCUCCAGGGAGUCUCUGCCCGUCUUGUUUCUAGCUACGCCUAAAGACAAAAAACAAUCCCUGUGGACCAAGCGUGCGCCUAGUGUACAGAUGCUGCAGCGUGUGGUGGUGGUGGCGGCAGAGAGUCUUAAGUUACUGGAACAUCAGCUGAUGGACAGAGAGCAGAUUCAAGAUGUCCGGGUGGUCAUGCGCCCUCCUCUGGAUGCCUACGACGUGUUGAUUCACCUGAACCCAAAGCAGGUUCCCCUCCUUGCUCAGGCAGUGGACCCUCACCCUGUCACUUUCAGCAGGGGCCUCAUGGCUGGCCGCAUCGCCCCGUCUGGAGGGGCCCUGCCUGUGAUCGACUACAACCCUGUGUCGCUCUACCUGGCAGAGCUCAGAGAUGCUUUUGGCGACCUAGCCCUUUUCUUCUGCGACCCUCAUGGCGGAACAGUGAUCGCAGUUUUAUGGAAGCCAAAAGCCUUCGUCCCAAUAGGCUUCAAGACGUCGCAGAUGUCUGCGCGGAAAGUGGAGGUGAAUGGGGAGCAAGCGAAUACCAUUCCCAACGUCGAGGCCAUACUGGAGGACUUUAGGAUCCUGGGAAAGGGCUUGAUCAAGUCUGUGGACGCCAGGACUGAAAAAUGGUCAUUUUAGACAUAGCAUUUCCUUGAAAGACGGAACAAUGGUAAAAUUGAUUUUUAGAUUUUUGUCAGCAAUGUUGUCGGUCAAUGUGGUUCAAGAGGAACUAGAUGUUUUUCUGUCAAAGGCUAUGGCUAAUAAAAUCUUAUGUACUCUUGA